AUGAGCACUCGGAAGCCAACGACUAAGAAUCCGAGGGCUACGACAAAGUCAACAGGGGCGCUUUGCCCAGCUAUCGAGAAGACGUUGGACCCUACGAAGACUUUGGGAGCUGCCAAAGGUCUCGAUUGCGGAGUAAACUUCUGCCGCAGUGUCGCGGGUAUGAAUAUCUGCUUUGCGCAAAAUGACAUCUGCCCCUAUCAAACCAAGACUAUCACCUCGACCACGGUCAAAGGACCCGCCGACUCGGUCCUCGUCUGCCCAGCCACCACAAAAUGCGUCAGCGGCACCACCAAUAAUGGUUUCACCGGAAAUUUUUGCAUUGCCGCA
Molecule: messenger RNA, 327 nt
Organism: Mesorhabditis spiculigera
Lineage: Eukaryota; Metazoa; Nematoda; Chromadorea; Rhabditida; Rhabditidae
Source: the annotation of a GenBank genome assembly